GCCCGGACCUCCAAUCAUUACACUAUCUCAUACAGCACCCGCCUUCCUAGCUCCUCCGUGCGAUGCCGUCAGCCCCUCGCCCCUACACGAAUGCCCGGCAACGCCUGCGAGGGAACAGCGGACAAAGCGCAAACAGACACGUGUUUGGUAUGGACCGCGCGCAGAGAGCCGAUGCAAGCCGUGUGUGUUUCUUCUUACUUGAUUGUGGCGUCUGUGAGUUCUCCUCAUACGGAUGCAUCCCCCACGUAAUCAGGGCCUGUGCCAUUGGCAGGUCCUUCCUGGCCUCCUCGUUGCGUCCGGCCCCUCUCCCUUCCUCCCACUGGAGCCGCUUCUCCACCGCCCCCAGCAGCCACUUCCACCUCUGCAUGGCGCUCGCCUCCGUUGCCACCCUCUGCAGAUCGCUGACCGCCGUGGCCAUGUGAGAGUUGGCGGCCGUCCGCAUCUUGUGCGCCUCCUGCCUCACGGGACCGGCGAAGUGCCGCUCGUACAGCGACUCGGGGUGGCCAACGGCUUCGCUGAAGAACCACCCCUCUUCGCCGUAAAGCUGCCAGCUGUGCCGGCCCUCGAGAGGAUCCAUGUGCAGCGCCAUGAGUGUGGCUGCCGCCAGCGAACAGACGGAAUAGCCAUCCGCCUUUCGGCUGAACGGGCCGCGGUAGGAUGGCGCCGUGGGUUGGGGUGCCGCGCUGGUGCUGCUGGUGCUGCUGUCGCGAAUGGCGGCCUCCAUGAGGGCGGCGACCCGUCGGAUGGCGGCGGGGUCG
This is a messenger RNA of Vitrella brassicaformis, 758 nucleotides long. NCBI's taxonomy places the organism in Eukaryota, Vitrellaceae. The record is from the annotation of a GenBank genome assembly.